This is a messenger RNA of Lipotes vexillifer (Yangtze River dolphin), 4013 nucleotides long. It is a transcript of the gene RASGRF1, whose product is annotated as Ras protein specific guanine nucleotide releasing factor 1. Gene Ontology annotation, biological process: Ras protein signal transduction. Bases 1 to 3822 code for a protein of 1273 amino acids. The record is from RefSeq and is a predicted model, not a curated record. The transcript has 29 exons. Gene Ontology annotation, molecular function: guanyl-nucleotide exchange factor activity. Gene Ontology annotation, cellular component: plasma membrane. Lineage: Eukaryota; Metazoa; Chordata; Mammalia; Artiodactyla; Lipotidae.
AUGCAGAAGGGGAUCCGGCUGAACGAUGGCCACGUCGCGUCCCUGGGACUGCUGGCGCGCAAGGACGGCACGCGCAAGGGCUACCUGAGCAAGCGGAGUUCGGACAACACAAAAUGGCAAACCAAGUGGUUCGCGCUGCUGCAGAACCUGCUCUUCUACUUCGAGAGCGACUCGAGCUCGCGGCCCUCGGGGCUCUACCUGCUGGAAGGCUGCGUCUGCGACCGCGCGCCCUCCCCCAAGCCUACGCUCUCGGCCAAGGAGCCUCUGGAGAAACAGCAUUAUUUCACGGUAAACUUCAGCCACGAGAACCAGAAAGCCUUGGAGCUGAGGACAGAGGACGCCAGGGAUUGUGACGAGUGGGUGGCAGCCAUCGCUCAUGCCAGCUACCGGACCCUGGCCACAGAGCACGAGGCAUUGAUGCAGAAGUACUUGCACCUGCUGCAGAUCGUGGAGACUGAGAAGACGGUGGCCAAGCAGCUGCGGCAGCAGAUCGAGGAUGGGGAAAUUGAGAUUGAACGGCUGAAGGCAGAGAUCACAUCCCUGCUCAAGGACAAUGAGCGCAUCCAGUCCACCCAGACUGUCACCCCCAACGACGAAGACAGUGACAUCAAGAAAAUCAAGAAGGUGCAGAGCUUCCUGCGGGGCUGGCUGUGCCGGCGCAAGUGGAAGACGAUCAUCCAGGACUACAUCCGGUCGCCGCACGCCGACAGCAUGCGGAAGAGGAACCAGGUGGUGUUCAGCAUGCUGGAGGCCGAGGCCGAGUACGUGCAGCAGCUGCACAUCCUUGUCAACAACUUCCUGCGCCCACUGCGGAUGGCCGCCAGCUCCAAGAAGCCUCCCAUCACGCACGACGAUGUCAGCAGCAUCUUCCUGAACAGCGAGACCAUCAUGUUUUUGCACCAGAUCUUUUACCAAGGCCUGAAGGCCCGCAUCUCCAGCUGGCCCACUCUGGUCCUCGCCGACCUUUUCGACAUCCUGCUGCCCAUGCUCAACAUCUACCAGGAGUUCGUCCGCAACCACCAGUACAGCCUGCAGAUCCUGGCGCACUGCAAGCAGAACCGCGACUUCGACAAGCUGCUGAAGCACUACGAGGCCAAGCCCGACUGCGAGGAGAGGACGCUGGAGACCUUCCUCACCUACCCCAUGUUCCAGAUCCCCAGGUACAUCCUGACGCUGCACGAGCUCCUGGCCCACACCCCUCACGAGCACGUGGAGCGCAACAGCCUGGACUACGCCAAGUCCAAACUGGAGGAGCUGUCCAGGAUAAUGCACGACGAAGUAAGUGAAACAGAGAACAUCCGGAAAAACCUGGCCAUUGAGCGCAUGAUCAUUGAAGGCUGUGAGAUCCUCCUGGACACCAGCCAGACCUUUGUGAGACAAGGCUCCCUCAUCCAGGUGCCCAUGUCUGAAAAGGGCAAGAUUACCAGGGGGCGCCUGGGGUCUCUGUCCCUAAAGAAAGAGGGCGAGCGACAGUGCUUCCUGUUUUCUAAGCAUCUGAUCAUCUGUACCAGAGGCUCUGGUGGGAAGCUUCACCUGACCAAGAAUGGAGUCAUAUCCCUCAUUGACUGCACUUUAUUGGAGGAGCCAGAAAGCACGGAGGAAGAAGCCAAAGGAUCCGGCCAAGACAUAGACCACUUGGAUUUUAAGAUCGGGGUGGAACCAAAGGAUUCCCCGCCCUUCACAGUCAUCCUUGUGGCCUCAUCCAGACAGGAGAAGGCGGCGUGGACCAGUGACAUCAGCCAGUGUGUGGAUAACAUCCGGUGCAAUGGGCUCAUGAUGAACGCAUUUGAGGAAAAUUCCAAGGUCACUGUGCCGCAGAUGAUCAAAAGACCCAAGUGCCUUCUCCGUCCCUCCGCCCUCCUCAGGUCCGACGCCUCCUUAUAUUGUGAUGACGUGGACAUUCGCUUCAGCAAAACCAUGAACUCCUGCAAAGUACUGCAGAUCCGGUAUGCCAGCGUGGAGCGGCUGUUGGAGAGGCUGACGGACCUGCGCUUCCUGAGCAUCGACUUCCUCAACACCUUCCUGCACUCCUAUCGUGUCUUCACCACCGCCGUCGUGGUCCUGGACAAGCUCAUCACCAUCUACAGGAAGCCCAUCAGUGCCAUCCCCGCCAGGUGGAUGAGGUCAUUGGAGCUCUUGUUCGCCAGUGGCCAGAACAACAAGCUCCUGUACGGCGACCCCCCCAAGUCGCCACGCGCCACCCGCAAGUUCUCCUCACCCCCACCCCUGUCCAUCACCAAGACGUCAUCCCCGAGCCGCCGGCGGAAGCUCUCCCUAAACAUCCCCAUCAUCACGGGCGGCAAGGCCCUGGACCUGGCCGCCCUCAGCUGCAACUCCAACGGCUACACCAGCAUGUACUCGGCCAUGUCGCCCUUCAGCAAGGCCACGCUGGACACCAGCAAGCUGUACGUGUCCAGCAGCUUCGCCAGCAAGAUUCCAGAUGAGGGCAAUAUGAGCACUGAGAAGCCUGAAGAAUCCUCAGCUCCCAGCAAGCAGAGCUCAGAAGUCUCCAUGAGGGAAGAGUCAGAUAACGAUCAAAACCAGAGUGACGAAGGUGACACUGAGACAUCACCAACCAAAUCGCCAACAACACCAAAAUCAGUCAAAAGCAAAAAUUCCUCAGAGUUCCCACUCUUCUCUUAUAAUAACGGAGUUGUCAUGACCUCCUGUCGCGAGCUGGACAGUAACCGCAGCGCCCUGUCAGCAGCCUCCGCCUUUGCCAUAGCAACUGCAGGUGCCAACGAGGGCACCCCAAACAAGGACAAGUACCGGAGGAUGUCCUUGGCUAGCGCAGGCUUUCCCCCCGACCAGAGGAACGGAGACAAGGAGUUUGUGAUCCGCAGAGCGGCCACCAAUCGCGUCCUGAAUGUGCUCCGCCACUGGGUCUCCAAGCACUCUCAGGACUUUGAGACCAACGACGAGCUCAAAUGCAAGGUGAUCAGCUUCCUGGAGGAGGUCAUGCACGACCCGGAGCUCCUAACCCAGGAGCGGAAGGCUGCGGCCAACAUCAUCAGGACUCUGACCCAGGACGACCCGGGGGACAGCCAGAUCACGCUGGAGGAGCUCACACAGACGGCUGAAGGCGUGAAGGCCGAGCCCUUUGAAAACCACUCAGCCCUGGAGAUCGCGGAGCAGCUGACCCUGUUGGACCACCUGGUCUUCAAGAAGAUCCCUUAUGAGGAGUUCUUCGGACAAGGAUGGAUGAAACUGGAAAAGAAUGAAAGGACCCCUUAUAUCAUGAAAACCACUAAGCAUUUCAAUGAUAUCAGUAACUUGAUUGCUUCAGAAAUCAUCCGAAAUGAGGACAUCAAUGCGAGGGUGAGCGCCAUCGAGAAGUGGGUGGCCGUGGCUGACAUAUGCCGAUGCUUACACAACUACAAUGCUGUUCUGGAGAUCACCUCAUCCAUGAACCGGAGCGCAAUCUUCCGGCUGAAAAAGACAUGGCUCAAAGUCUCUAAGCAGACAAAAACUUUGAUUGAUAAGCUCCAAAAGCUUGUGUCGUCAGAGGGCAGAUUUAAGAAUCUGAGAGAAGCUCUGAAAAAUUGUGACCCACCCUGUGUCCCUUACCUGGGGAUGUACCUCACUGACCUGGCCUUCAUCGAAGAGGGGACGCCCAACUACACGGAGGACGGCCUGGUCAACUUCUCCAAGAUGAGAAUGAUAUCCCAUAUCAUCCGAGAGAUUCGCCAGUUUCAACAAACUGCCUACAAAAUAGAGCACCAAGCAAAGGUAACCCAAUAUUUACUGGACCAAUCUUUUGUAAUGGACGAAGAAAGUCUCUACAAGUGUUCUCUCCGAAUAGAACCAAAACUCCCCACCUGAAGCUGUACCCAGCCCACCGCCAUGGACACAUGCUAUAUGAUAUUGUACAUAGUCGUUUGGUUUCUCUGGGUUUUCUUCUUUAGUAUGUGCUUCUCCAAGAAUACAAAUCCGUUCUUGUUCUUAGAUUCCUGUAGAACCAAAAUAUGAAUCUCUGCACCGGUUAGGACUUGGUCCACGCACCCCAUCCCUCG